AUGAGUCUCAAUUCGCAACAAUAUCUUUCAUGUCUUCAUUCUGGUCAAGUCGUUGACAUUCAACGAUCCAAUGGACGUAUACAUCAAGCUGUCAUAACCAAGGUAAAUCAUUCGAUACGAACGAUAACUGUCGAAUGGCAAGAAAAGAAUGAAGGUAAAGGCAAAGAAGUCGACCUGGAUGCCAUUGUGAAACUUAAUCCCAAUCUCUUUCAAUCAAUCGCACAUUCGCCUUCACGUACUGGUGCUAUCAGUCGAAAUCUCGAUACUGACCAUAAUGAUUACCACUCCACUGAAAAUAAUCCUGCACAAUCAAAUCGUCAUACGAAACGAGAUUCUGAAAAACUACCGCGACAGUCUCGACUGGACAAAAGCUCAAAUAUGAAUGACCAAUCACCACAAAGGCAACAGAAUGCUGUUGUUGAUCCGAAUAGAUCAAAAGUUGUCAAAGAAAUCGAACGUAUCGCUGCAAAUCGUGAACAACGCCGAGCGAAGCAAGAAGUACGUCGACAGAGACUAUCCGAAGUCGACCAUACAAUUCCAGCAUGGGAGUUUCAAGCGAUGAUCAACGAAUAUCGGCAGCAGCUCGGUAUGAAACACCUGACACUGAAUGACCAACAGAAAGAUCUAAGAAUUACCGUUUGUGUGCGGAAAAGGCCAAUCACAAAAAAGGAAUUAAACAAAAAAGACAUUGAUGUGUUAACAGUUCCAAAUAAAGAUCAUGUUGUUGUACAUUUACCAAAAGUGAAACUUGAUUUAACCAAAUACAUCGAUAACAAUACAUUUCGUUUUGAUUAUGCCAUGAAUGAAUCGUGUACUAAUGAACUUGUUUAUUAUUUCACGGCGCAACCGUUGGUACGUUCAUUAUUUCAAGGAUGUAAUCCAUUAGUGUUCGCGUACGGACAGACGGGAUCUGGUAAAACAUAUACUAUGGGUGGUGAUUUAAGUCAACGCGAUAUAGACUUUUCCAAAGGAAUCUAUGCGCUCACAGCCAAUGAUAUCUUUCGUCAGCUGCAUAAGUCUCAAAAUCGAGAUCAAUUCGAUAUUUAUUGUACAUUUUUUGAAAUUUAUUGUACUAAAGUCUUCGAUUUAUUUAAUGAGAAGAAACGCUUACGUGUACUAGAAGAUCACAAGAAUUUAGUUCAAGUCGUGGGCAAAAAAGAAGAACGAGUGGAAAGUGUUACUGACGUAAUGUCGUUGAUACGUCGUGGAAUGAGUGUACGAACAUCUGGUACAACGUCAGCCAAUGAACAUUCAUCUCGUUCGCAUGCUGUUUUUCAAAUCAUCUUAAAAAAACAAAGUACCAACAAAGAAUACAGCAAAAUUUCGUUAAUCGAUCUAGCUGGCAGCGAACGUGGCCGAGAUACGCAAACCAAUGAUAAAACAACACUGAUGGAAGGUGCGCAAAUCAAUAAAUCGCUGUUAACAUUAAAAGAAUGUAUACGCGCGCUAGGUCGUAACGCUGAACAUAUUCCAUUCCGUGGUUCAACUCUCACUAAAGUUCUUCGUGAUUCAUUUAUUGGUGAGAAAUGUAAGAUCUGUAUGAUUGCCAUGAUCUCUCCUGGCAGUAGCGAUGUUGACCAUACGUUAAAUACAUUGCGGUAUGCUGAUCGUGUCAAAGAAUUGAACGUUGACGAAUUGAAACAACGUGGGAUCGAACUUCAUCAAAAAUCCAAUCCAGUUCUACAUGAUGAUUCUCCGUCACCGGAUGAAGAUGACUAUUACGAUGAUGAUGAACUGUUGAACGAAUCAAGCACACAAGUGAUUCCGCCAUCGCGUACAACCAUAUCGAAACCUCAACUGAAUUAUUCGAGUAGAUCGCAACUAUCCAAAACAAAUCAAUCGAGACAUAAAUUCGAACAAGCCAUAGCUCGCUCGCACGAACUAGAAGACUUAACAUUAGAAUCGCAUCAUGGAUUUCUCGAUGAAUUACCACAAUUACUCGCUGGCCAUCAAACUGUCUUCGAUUCUUCGACACAUAUGAACUACGAUCGAGAAAAAUAUACCAAACAAUUAAUCCACCUGAUCGAUAAUCAACAACAACAUUUGACUAGUUUACGUCAGAGAGCAUUGCAAAUGCGCGACGCUGUUGCUCAUGAAACUGUUUGUGCGAAAGAAUUAACAUCGAAAUAA
Molecule: messenger RNA, 2130 nt
Organism: Adineta ricciae
Lineage: Eukaryota; Metazoa; Rotifera; Eurotatoria; Adinetida; Adinetidae
Source: the annotation of a GenBank genome assembly